Messenger RNA from Puntigrus tetrazona (Sumatra barb), 557 nucleotides. Its product is annotated as regulator of nonsense transcripts 2-like. The transcript has 2 exons. The record is from RefSeq and is a predicted model, not a curated record. Gene Ontology annotation, biological process: nuclear-transcribed mRNA catabolic process, nonsense-mediated decay. Gene Ontology annotation, cellular component: exon-exon junction complex; cytoplasm. Gene Ontology annotation, molecular function: protein binding; RNA binding. The coding region runs from base 33 to 557 and encodes 174 amino acids. NCBI's taxonomy places the organism in Eukaryota, Metazoa, Chordata, Actinopteri, Cypriniformes, Cyprinidae.
AAGGUGUUUGUUGUCUGUAGGUGUUGAGGCAGAUGAGGAAGCUUCCCUGGCACGACCCCGAUGUGAAGAGUUACCUGAUCUGCUGCAUGAUCAACAUCUGGAACGUCAAAUACAACAGCAUCCACUGCGUGGCCAACCUGCUGGCCGGUCUGGUGGCGUAUCAGGAGGAUGUGGGCAUUCAUGUGGUGGACGGCGUGCUGGAGGACAUCCGCCUCGGCAUGGAGGUGAACCAGCCCAAGUUUAACCAGCGGCGCAUCAGCAGCGCUAAGUUCCUGGGCGAGCUGUAUAACUACCGCAUGGUGGAGUCUGCGGUCAUCUUCCGCACGCUCUUCUCCUUCACCUCGUUCGGCGUGAGCACGGACGGCUCUCCCAGCCUGCUGGACCCGCCCGAGCACCUGUUCCGCAUCCGUCUGGUCUGCACCCUGCUGGACACCUGCGGCCAGUACUUCGACCGCGGCUCCAGCAAGAAGAAGCUCGACUGCUUCCUCAUUUACUUCCAGGUGAGGUCUCCUGUGAUUGGUGGAGAGAGCUGGGCUGUUUGUAGAGUCAAGUCAUGA